CGGGGAUGCAGAGGCGUAUUACCCUGGGGUGGAUGGCGGGGCAGGAGCAGGAUGCCAUCCUCACAUAUUUUGGGGAUGAGAGUGUAAGUGCCUUAUAGCCUCGCUGGGAAGAAUCAGGACGAGGGAACGCGGAUACGAGGAAAGAACUCGGCUUUUUUGAGGAAAGGAACUGGCAACCCCACGAGGGGCUGUGAAGCUCGUAAGGCGAGGUCCCCCGGUGCGCAAGCGCCGCACGAUGGCGAGGCGGAGUCGCCGAGGCCCGAAUUCUGCUGUAACGAUGUAGAUUAUGGCGACGUCUGAUUGGUGAGAGUUUGGCGGGAACAGGAGGACGCCUAACAAAGGAAGUGAUGUAAAGUGUCGCCCAUCUGGCGCAGGUGGGAUUAUACGGCCUGAGCUACGGGAUUAUCAUUUUGCUUGGUUGUUUUCUUGAGACACCGCCCAUCAGCCUCUCUCUGCUCCUUGCUUCCGGUUGCGCAGUGUGUUUUGCCCUUAGUAAAAAUGGCCGCAGAGCCUUCGGGGCCCCCCGUGGCAGCGCAGGGCGCGUUUUCUUAAGCAGGGCCUGGGAAGACAGGAAAAAGUGUAGAGUUCGUGAGCAUUGAUUGGCUGAAGCACGAAGCGUUCUGGACGUUGAUUGGCUCCGUCCUUCGCGGGAAGGAGUUUGUGACACCCGCGGGAAGUAGGUGUAGCACUGCGGGCGAAAGGGGGUUCUGAGGAUCCCGGCCAACCCACCAGACUGAAGUCUUCUGGGCCUCUCUCCUGAGGGGAUCGUGACCAAGAUGUGGUUUGGCGGAUCUGAAAGCUAUGGCACUUCCUUUGGCGGAGUCGGCGGCGGCUACACACAGUCCCCGGGGGGCUUCGGAUUCCCGACACCUUCCCAGGCUGAAAAGAAAUCAAGAGCCCGAGCCCAGCACAUUGUACCCUGUACCAUAUCUCAGCUGCUUUCUGCCACCCUGGUCGAUGAAGUGUUCAGAAUUGGGAAGGUUGAGAUUUCACAGGUCACUAUUGUGGGUAUCAUCAGACAUGCAGAGAAGGCUCCAACCAACAUUGUUUACAAAGUAGAUGACAUGACAGCUGCACCCAUGGAUGUUCGCCAGUGGGUUGACACAGACGAUGCCAGCAGUGAAAACACAGUGGUUCCUCCAGAAACGUAUGUAAAAGUGGCUGGCCAUCUGAGAUCUUUUCAGAACAAAAAAAGCCUGGUAGCCUUUAAGAUCAUGCCUCUGGAGGACAUGAAUGAAUUCACCACACAUAUUCUGGAAGUAGUCAACGCACACAUGAUCCUGAGCAAAGCUAACAGCCAGCCCUUAGCAGGGAGAGCAACUAUCAGCAAUCCAGGAAUGGGUGAAGCAGGGAACUUUGGUGGGAAUAGCACCAUACCAGCAAAUGGCCUCACUGUGGCCCAAAACCAGGUGCUGAAUUUGAUUAAGGCUUGUCCAAGACCAGAAGGAUUAAACUUUCAGGAUCUCAAGAACCAGCUCCAGCACAUGUCUGUAGCCUCAAUAAAGCAAGCUGUAGAUUUUCUUAGCAACGAGGGACACAUCUAUUCCACUGUGGACGACGAUCAUUUUAAAUCCACAGAUGCAGAGUAACUGGAUCUAAUUGAGUACCCGAGGUAUUUUCCAGCUGGACCUGUUUUCAUCAUCUGUUGUCUCCAGCUGUGCAUGUUUGGCCAAUUGACUUCUAGGGAGUAGCUUUCAUCUAGAAAGGGUCUCAUUUUGAAAGUUACUGCUCUUCUUUUUUGUUUGUUUGUUUUUGUUUUUUGAAGCUCCAUUUUGGGCAACUGACAGAAUGUAAACCUGGGUGGACUUUCUUAAAGAAGUUACAAACAAGCCGCUUACAACAUCAGCACAAAUGGAAGUGGAAGAGAGAUGCUACCAAGAGAGUUGGGCAGCGUUACUCAAGCUAUACCCGGGAGUUUCCACUCCUAACAUGUUUCCUGUUGAAAGAAGAUGAGCAGGACCCAGGGCCUUCAGUGGGGAGCGAGCCAAGAAACCCCCGAAUCUCUGCUUUUGUUCCCCCCCUUUGGUUAUAGGGUGUUAUUUUUCAGAAUUGCACUCUCCUUCACCUCGUCAUGGCUGCUGCCGAAAGUGUGUUGUUACGUUCUAGAGUGGUGGCCUCAUGAGGGCAGGAGAGAGCAAGAGAUGUUACUUCGAUUUCAUACAAAAUAAGUGCCCCCAUAUGUCUAAUAAAAUAGUUCUAUUGCAGAA
Messenger RNA from Panthera uncia (snow leopard), 2207 nucleotides. RefSeq names its product replication protein A2 (gene RPA2). Gene Ontology annotation, molecular function: DNA binding. NCBI's taxonomy places the organism in Eukaryota, Metazoa, Chordata, Mammalia, Carnivora, Felidae. The coding region runs from base 777 to 1589 and encodes 270 amino acids. The record is from RefSeq and is a predicted model, not a curated record. Gene Ontology annotation, biological process: DNA replication; nucleotide-excision repair; double-strand break repair via homologous recombination. Gene Ontology annotation, cellular component: chromosome, telomeric region; nucleus; DNA replication factor A complex. The transcript has 9 exons.